GACCAGCUCAUGUUUCUCAUUUGGCAGAUGGGGAAAGUGUUCGGUGCAGCACACCCCAAGCUGCGCGGAUCACGAGCGAGACCCGCUGACCUGCCUGGCUGUGCGAGCCUAAACUCCUUGACAACUCCACCCGCGCUGGUCAGCGUGCCGGUCGAGGAGUCAGCGUGCCGGUCGAGGAGUGUUCUUCACACACUCCCACUCACGUUUCGUUACUUCGGUGUAGUCACAGUUGAAAAGUUAUACAUUCGAUUAUUUAGGUAACGUUUAUAAACCUUGUGCCUUGAGGAUGGAUAUGGUGAGGUUUGUGCUAAAUUUGCUGCUUGCGAGCGCGGUGGUUCUCUUGGGCUUGACCAGGGCUUCAGAAAUGCAAGUGAUUGACAUGCUGGAGCUGCACGAUGCCAGGCAGAGUGCGUCCGCGGUGGGGAAGAUGUCGGGGGCUCUGGGCUUCGUGUCGGACCUUUACCUGGUGUCAACUCUUCGUCUGCCGCCCAAACUGGGAGGAGUGUUGUUGGGAGUCUACAACAAAGGCGACAACAGGAAGUACCUGGAGGUGGCCCUCAUGGGCAAGGUCAACAAAGUUCUGGUGCGCUACGUACGCGAGGAUGGUAAAAUACACACUGUGAACCUCCAGAACCCUGGCCUCUCCGAUGGACGCACCCAGUCACUCAUCCUCCGUGUGGGUGGGCUCCAACGAAACCACCUCCACAUGGAACUCUAUGUCAACUGCCGAUUGGCUGACUCAGCACAGGUCCUGCCAUCCAUGGUCCAGCUCCCAGCCGAGGCAGAGUCUGUGGAGAUACGCAACGGGCAGAAGGCCUAUGCCAGGCUACAGGGCUCAGUGGACUCUUUGAAACUGGCUUUGGGUGGCUCUAUAGCCAAAGCAGGAAUCCUUACCGACUGUCCGUUUCAGGGAGAUACACAUUUUCAGAAUUCAGUUAGCGCCGAUGUCAAUGCCAUUCUGGGUGACCACACCAAGGCUUUGAUUGGCCAGCUGAUCAUCUUCAACCAGAUUCUUGGUGAACUCCGAGAGGACAUCAGGGAACAGGUAAAGGAGAUGUCUCUGAUUAGGAACACUAUCCUGGAGUGCCAAGUGUGUGGCUUCCAUGAGACCCACUCUCGCUGCGAGCCCAACCCCUGCUAUAAGGGCUUGGCCUGUACAGAGACCAGGGAGUACCCAGGGUACCGUUGUGGUGCCUGCCCAGACGGCAUGACGGGGAAUGGCACCCACUGCCAGGACAUUGACGAGUGUGCUCUAGCCCGGCCCUGUUUCUCGCCCGAGGGUUGCGUAAACACGGCAAAGGGCUUCACCUGUGAACCAUGUCCCGUGGGCUUCUCCGGACCCAUCCUUAGCGGGCUUGGGGUGGAGUUUGCCAAGAGCCACAAGCAGAAGUGCAGAGAUGUGGAUGAGUGUGCUGUCCCCUACAAGGCCUGUGUGCCGAACUCUGUCUGCAUCAACACAGAGGGCUCGUUCAGGUGUGGUCCGUGUAAGGAGAGCUUCGUAGGCAACCAGACGGUGGGCUGUUUCCUGCGGAGGUCCUGCGCCACGCUGGGCUUCAACCCCUGUGACGUCAAUGCCCACUGUGUCAUAAAGGGUGCUGCCAGGGUCUCCUGCGAGUGUAAUGUGGGCUGGGCAGGUAAUGGGCAUACAUGUGGCCCAGACACAGACAUUGAUGGCUACCCCGACCAACCUCUCCCCUGCAUAGACAAUGACUAUCACUGCCGAGCCGACAACUGUGUGAACACACCCAACUCUGGCCAGGAGGAUGCAGACGGAGACGGUAUAGGUGACCAGUGUGAUGAAGAUGCGGACGGAGACGGCAUCAAGAACGUGGAGGACAACUGCCGUCUGGUCCCAAACAAGGAUCAACAGAACUCGGACACAGACUCGUAUGGGGACACGUGUGACAACUGCCCCAACGUUCCCAACGGAAGCCAGAAGGACACAGAUGGAAACGGGGCUGGGGAUACCUGUGACAAUGACAUUGAUGGGGAUGGUAUCCCAAACGUGCUGGACAACUGUCCCAAGGUGCCCAAUCCUAUGCAGACUGACCGUGAUGGGGAUCGAGUGGGGGACGCUUGUGACAGCUGCCCGGAAGUCAACGACCCCAUGCAGUCUGAUACAGACAACGACCUGGUGGGAGAUGUGUGUGACACCAACCAGGACAUGGAUGGGGACGGCCACCAGGAUUCAAGGGACAACUGUCCAGACGUCCCUAACAGCUCCCAGCUGGACUCAGACAAUGACGGCAUCGGCAACGAAUGCGACGAUGACGACGACAACGAUGGCAUUCCAGAUGCGAGACCUCCCGGGCCGGAUAACUGUCGUCUCAUCCCUAACCCCAGCCAGACAGACACUAAUGGAAAUGGCAUUGGUGACAUGUGCGAGAAUGACUUUGACAACGACUCUGUGAUAGACUUGAUUGACGUGUGUCCAGAAAGCGCUGAAGUCACAAUGACUGACUUCAGAAACUAUCAGACGGUCAUCCUGGACCCGGAGGGCGAUGCCCAAAUCGAACCCAAGUGGAUUGUGCUCAAUCGGGGUAUGGAAAUUGUUCAAACCAUGAACAGUGACCCUGGUUUGGCCAUAGGCUACACAGCCUUUAACGGGGUAGACUUUGAAGGGACAUUCCACAUCAACACGGCCACAGACGAUGACUACGUGGGCUUCAUCUUCGGUUACCAGGACUCGUCCAGCUUCUACGUGGUCAUGUGGAAACAGACGGAGCAGACCUACUGGCAGUCGCUGCCUUUUAGGGCCAUGGCCCAGCCAGGCCUGCAACUAAAGGCAGUGAAGUCACGUACGGGUCCAGGCGAGUACCUCCGGAACGCCCUGUGGCACACGGGCGACACCCCGGGCGAGGUCACCCUGCUGUGGAAGGACCCCCGGAAUGUGGGCUGGAGGGACAAGACAUCUUACCGCUGGCACCUCAGCCACCGCCCACAGAUGGGCUACAUCAAAGUGAGGCUGUAUGAAGGCAUGACAUUGGUGGCAGACUCGGGCGUGCUGGUGGACACCUCAAUGAGGGGCGGGAGGCUGGGCGUCUUCUGCUUCUCCCAGGAGCAAAUCAUCUGGUCCAACCUGGGCUAUCGCUGCAACGAUACUGUACCAGAGGACUAUGAGUUCUACCGCAAGCAGAUCCACAUCAGGGUGUGACUUUAAGCCUAGCACAGCAUCUGUGCAGAUACAUUCCAUCACCUGUGCCUUAGCUCUAUCCUGUGUGUCUGUGUGUGCGCAUAUACAUGCAUACUUUUGUGUUUUUAAGGUACAUUUACUUUACAGUGGUGCUCUUUCUGUCUUUAACUCCACAGCAACCUUACACCUGACUACAGGUUGGCCAAGUCAAGAGCUAAAGAUUGAUUGACAAAACAAUAGUUUUUAUUAUUAUUAUAUAAAAUGACAAAAGAAUAGCUUUUAUUAUUAUUAUAUAAAAUGAAGAAUGAAAGCUAUACUGAACAAAAAUGUUAAAGCAAAAUGCAACCAUUUGAAAGAUUUUACUUAGUUACAGUUCAUAGAAGGAAAUAAGUCCAUUUAAAUAUAUAAAUUAGGCCCUAAUUUAUGGAUUUCACAUUACUGGGCAAUGAGCGCAGCCUGGCCCAGCCAAUCAGAAUGAGUUUUUCCCAACAAAAAGGCUUUAUCACUGGACAGAAAUACUCUUCAUCUCCUCAGACGAUCCUGCAGGUGAAGAAGCCAGAUGUAGACAUCUUGGGCUGGCAUGGUUACACGUGAUCUGCGGUUGUGAGGCUGGUUGGACGUACUGCCAAAUUCUCUAAAAUUAUGUUGGAGACGGUUUAUAGUAGAGAAAUUAACAUUACAUUCUCUGGGUAAAGCUCGGUUGAACAUUUCUGCAGUCAGCAUGCCAAUUGCACACUCCCUCAACUUGAGACAUCUGUGGCAUUGUAUUGUAUGACAAAACAGAACAUUUUUGAGUGGCCUUUUAUUGUCCCCAAAACAAGGUGCACCUGUGUAAUGAGCAUGCUGUUUAAUCAGCUUCUUAAUAUGCCACACCUAUCAAGUGGAUUAAUUAUAUUGACAAAGGAGAAAUGCUCACUAAAAGGGAUGUAAACAAAUUUGUGCACAAUUUGAGAGAAAUAAGCUUUUUGUGCAUAUGGAACAUUUCUGGGAUCUUUCUCAUGAAACAUGGGACCAACACUAUACAUUUACAUUUUUGUUCAGUAUACUUUUAAGAAAUCAAGAUUGUGAAAUCCCAAGGUACAGGACUACACUGAGUGUACAAAACAUUAGGAACACCUUCCUAAUAUUGAAUCAGAAGAGCCUCAAGUCGUCGGGGCAUGGACUCUACAAAGUAUCGAAAGGGAUGUGGCCCAUGUUGACUCCAAUGCUUCCCACAGUUGUGUCAAGUUGGCUGGAUGCCCUUUGGAUGGUGGACCUUACUUGAUACACACGGAAACUGUUGAACGUGGAAAUACCCUGCAGCGUUGCAGAUCUUGAUUAAUUGGCUACAUUUACACAGGCAGCCUAAUUCUGAGCUUUUUUUUUCACUAAUUGGUAUUUUGAGUGAAUAAGCAAGCUGAGUUCGGUCCUCGGAAACAAGACACGCUGCUUAACACACUGCUCGCUUAACCCAGAAGUCGGAGAAAACAGGUCAUGGCUAGAAGGCAUCCAGCUUUGGUCAAAUUAACGUCAGAUUUGACUGUUUGUAGAAAGUUAGAAGAACUUAUGCAACAGGUUAGGAUAAUUAAAGUAGAAGGUUGGGAGAAUUAGGUUAAGUUUAGGAAUAGGGUUAAGGUUAGUUAAAAUGCCAACUUUUGAUCAAAGCUGGAAUCCUUCAACACAUUGGUAAGGUUGACUUCCGGGGUUAAGCGAGCAGUGUGUUAAGAAGCUUAAGAAGCAGCACGGCUUGGCAGGUCACGUUUCAGAGGAUGCGUGUCUCAAACUUCGCCUCGUUGCAGGGAUGAGACAAGGUUGUAACUACCAAUUGGAUAUCAUGAAAAUGGGGGCAAAAAAAUAAGAUGCAUUGUGAUCUGAAUGUGAUCAGAUCCUCCUGCCCGUCUUCGGAGGUAGUCAGGCACGCAUUGUGUCUGGAUAUCUUACAAGUGUAGACGGCUCUGGACAGUGAAUCCAUUUAAAUAAUUAUUCUGCCCUCUAAAAUAAUUUACAACUGGCACCACUGACUUAAUGUAUCAGCAGGCAUGUGCGUCUUACAGGAGGGCCGGGGAAUCUGGUCACAAUGCAUACAGUGCAUGGAUAAAAUACAUUUUAACACCAUGUGUAGACAAGUCUGAAAAUGUGGGCACAAAAAGAAUGAGGACAAGAUCAGGACACAGGAUUAAUGUUAUAACCAGGAGUGUAUUCAUUACGCAGACUCUGUUGCAAAACAUUUCGUCUGUUGCAACUGAAACCAUUUACUCCAAACAGAAAACAUUUUGAGAUGAAAACGAGAAUUUCUAUUGAAAAAAAUCAGAUAGCUCCCUCUCCGUUUUUCUUUUCAACCUAGCAACAGGUAGGGCUCAAAACAGGCUCUGCCCCACCUGCCCUGAAUGACGACUGGCCUCUGGAAUCAACAGAGCUGGCUUUGCCCAUUCAGCUAGAAGUAGCUUUGCAGCAUAUUUUUAGUUGGCAACUAGCACAAAUGUCAUGUAGCUAAGUAUCUCAAUAGUCUUUUCUUAAACCCUUUGAUGACCACACUAAACUUAUGCUAGACGACGCACACUACUUCAACCCAACGGGCCAGUAACGUUAACCAGAAAGGUUGCGAGAUCGAAUCACCAAGCUGACAAGGUAAACGUCUGUCGUUCUGCCCCUGAACAACGCAAUUAACCCACUGUUCCUAGGUCGCCAUUGUAAAUACGAAUCUUAACUGACUUGCCUAGUAAAAUUUUAAAAAGUCCGCGGUGUAAAAUAGAAAUAUCACUUGUUAUAAUUCACAGUUGAAUUACCUCCAAAAACAAUGCAACCAUCAUUGAUGUUGAUGCUAUCCAUCUGGUCAGUCAGUCUGGCUGAAAUCGCUCACUAAAAAUCUAUUUUAAUGCAGCUUUAUAUUCACAAUUGGGAAAAUGCAAGGUAUGUUUGGAAAUGUUUUGUUUUGGUCUCGAGCGUGCUUCAUUCUCCCAGGGAACAGCCGCGGGCGUGGAUAAAAAGACGCUGCAGGCGUUUACAUAGACAAUAACUAUAGCAGCACACGUUGACCUCUAGAUGGAGCAAUGUGAUCACAGUUUUAGUGGUGACAGGGGAAACAUUAACUUUCUCUGCACUUCUGAUUCACGCUCCAGAC
Molecule: messenger RNA, 6233 nt
Organism: Oncorhynchus keta (chum salmon)
Lineage: Eukaryota; Metazoa; Chordata; Actinopteri; Salmoniformes; Salmonidae
Product: thrombospondin-3b
Exons: 23
Coding region: 287-3154 (955 amino acids)
Biological process (GO): cell adhesion
Cellular component (GO): extracellular region
Molecular function (GO): calcium ion binding; heparin binding
Source: RefSeq, a predicted model, not a curated record